ACGAGACCAGCAGGCGGAAGGCGAAUUUGCGGAUUGCCCGAAUAAAAUUAGAUUUUCUAUAUCAUCAAGAUGGGUGUUGAAUAUAAUCCCGCGACGAGUAUAUUUUAUUAUACCACGUACACAAUAUUUUCAGUAGUUUUGACAAUAAUCGGUUUGUAUUACAUUCUCAGCGGCCUGGGACCUCGAUUUGACAUCGGCUGGUUCUUGGAAGGUCUCUCUCCAUUCCUGUGGGCUAACAUUGGCAUUGGACUGUGUAUAUCGCUGUCAGUGGUCGGUGCAGCAUGGGGAAUCUUUGUGACCGGCUCCAGCAUCUUAGGAGCUGGCGUCAAGGCACCAAGGAUCAAGACAAAGAAUUUGGUCAGCAUUAUCUUCUGUGAAGCUGUAGCAAUCUAUGGGAUCAUCAUGGCUAUUGUCAUUAGUAAUUUAGCGGAGCCGUAUGAUGAAGCAACUGCAGAUGAAGGUGUAAGAAGAGCGAAUUAUUUUGCUGGUUAUGCCAUGUUCGGCGCUGGCCUGACUGUUGGUUUUGCCAACCUUGCCUGUGGUGUCUGUGUUGGCAUCGUUGGUUCAGGAGCUGCUCUUGCUGAUGCCCAGAACGGUAGCUUAUUCGUCAAAAUCCUGAUUGUAGAAAUCUUUGGUAGUGCUAUUGGUCUGUUUGGAGUUAUUGUGGGCAUUUUACAGAUUACACAUGCCAAGAUGGGAAACAAAGCAGCAUAAUUGGAGCUUCCACAUUCAUCAGUCAUCAUUCCAGGAUACAAGAACAAGAUAUUAGUUCUGGCAAAACAGGUUCUUUUCAAUGAACCCUAAGGUAACAUAGGCUCUUACCCUCCUGUUACCUGUAGGGACAAUCUACCCCUCUGCAUGUUGGGAAAAUUGUGCAAUGGUUGGAAACCCACUGAUUUGUGUGUUGACUUAAAUUCAUCAUUGAAUUACCUAGGGUUGCGAAAUGUUAGGGAUAAAAGUUCAUUGAAAUGCAUCAAAAGUAUGAUAUUAUUAUAGUGAUUAUGAUUUACAGUGAAAGAAUAAUGUUGAAUUACCUUGCAAAUGAAUAGAGGUCAGAUUACUUUCUAGAUUACAACAAUCGAGCAGUAGUCCACGCUGAAUUGGUGAUAUUUUUCUUGGGGCUACCUCGUACUUUUGUUGUGACAUUCUCAGACAUUAAAUAACACCUGGAGUUCUCUGAUGUACAUUCCUAAAACAUUGUGAUCUGAAGUAGCUGACCUCAGCCAAACAAUAGCAACCUUACUGACAUCGGACUAUGUGCUGGACUCGUCAGGUUUGGGUCCCUUCGAUUAAGAAAACAUCGCCUUUCGACAACUGAAUGUUUCUUGUUGAAUUCAAAUAUUGAAGUGCUGCUCGCAUGUUAACCACCUAGGUCAUGUAGUUGACAUCAUGUAAGAUCGUGAUGGUCACUCGAGACUGUGAGUCAAGACAUUGUGUCAACAUGGCUGGCUGGCACAUUAAUCAGAAAGUGUUGAUGAUAUUGUAGGCCUAUGAGUGAUCUUCUUCAUUGAACCCAACUUUAAGUGGAGGCUGUGCACCCUUUAGACAUGUUAGUUUAAACCUCCAUUGUGUGUUGAUGUACUGAAUCUGUAGACGUCUAUAUGGGCAGUAGCUAUAGUGAAUGGUGAUACUUGUCAGUUUAUGUGAUAAAAGAUGUAGAGCACUGUGGAAACAUGAGGUCAAGGGUUGACAAAUAUAGAGAGUUGUAAACAGAGUGAUUAGUUAGUUUUAUGGAUGUGUACAUCAGUGAACUUGUUCGAGUUCAACCUUCGAUUUUAUGUUUUACCUUUGCCAGCAUUGUCUGAUUUAUAUAUACGGUGCAUAACCAAAACAAUGUUUCAUAGACGAUGUGACAGAUACAUUUAGGUACUUGUAAAGAUUAUUCUGGCCGUGUUGUGUAAUCAUGUUUUUCUCUAAGACACUAAUUCCCUAGUUUACAAAGUAUAAAGGAGAAAUUUAUGUCUUUGAUAAAAAUCUGAGAUGAUAAGUAGUCUGUAGUUGUUAUAGGAAAAGAAGCAUGUCUUUAAAUGGAUGAGAAGCCAUAACGACUCUGGAACUGUAAGCAGUGAGUUGUAAAUGUAUAAAAUAUAAACUAGCCAGUAGCUGCUGCUACUACUAGAUGUCAGAACUGUGCGACUAAUGAUAGAUUCCCAAUACUGGUGCAGGUGAAGCCAUCUGUCUGGAUGGCUCCUGACCGGAUUUACAGUAUGUCUCCCUGUGCAAUCUAAUGUGCCUCAUCAGAUGUGAAAGUCUGUUGGGAGGUGAUUAACGUGAUGUGUCUGAUUAAUGUACAAUAUAGCUGCCCUGGUGAGUGAAUUCCUCACAAAAACCUGGUAAACAGUCCUCUAUUUCAUGUGAUUCAGAUGAUCGUGAUCUUGAAUAGAAUAGAGUGGAGAGCUAAUAGAACACGUCUUUGUAAGGAAUUCUUUAAACCAUGAUGGAUAGAAAUCAUAAUGUAUAUUUAUUGCUGUAUAAAUCUGUAUAUUAUUGGUGUGUGUCGUGGUUGAUGUCGUCAUCAUCAAAUGUAAAUAAACAUAAUCAAAGAAAA
Lineus longissimus is the source of this 2548-nucleotide messenger RNA. Its product is annotated as V-type proton ATPase 21 kDa proteolipid subunit c''-like. Gene Ontology annotation, biological process: proton transmembrane transport. Gene Ontology annotation, cellular component: proton-transporting V-type ATPase, V0 domain; membrane. The record is from RefSeq and is a predicted model, not a curated record. Gene Ontology annotation, molecular function: proton-transporting ATPase activity, rotational mechanism. Bases 70 to 714 code for a protein of 214 amino acids. The transcript is spliced from 6 exons. NCBI's taxonomy places the organism in Eukaryota, Metazoa, Nemertea, Pilidiophora, Heteronemertea, Lineidae.